AUGCUUUCAUAAAGCAGUAGUAGAAAUCUUUUAGAGAAUCCAAUAGGACCAGCCUUAUAACAUGAUCCUCAUCCAUUCAAAACUUAUGAAAAAGAGAGGUCUCCUUCGAGAUUAUCUAUAGAAUCUGAGCAAUAGAUUAAGAUAAAUAAUAGUGAAGGUAUAAAGAUGAGUAUACACGAUACUGCAGAAAAAAAGAAAACUAUAAAUUUUAAUAUUGCUAGGAGGAAAUCCACAAAGCCACAAUAAGUAAAAGUAUUUGUAAAUAACAAAAGUUAAAUAAGAGGAAAUCUGAUUCGACAAAAAAAUUUGAGGGAUUGUCUAUUUUAAGAACUAUGUAGCAGAAUUAACUAAUUUAAAAGUUUGCAAAUACUUUGUUAAUGAAAUCGUAUAUUUUAUCUUAACAUAAUAAAUACCUUCUAAAUUAAGAAAGCUAUUUGCAAUCUAAGGUUGAUAAAACAAAAUACUAAAGUAAAAAUAUUAUGAUAAUAAACAGAUUAAAAUUAAAACAUUACAACAAAUAUAUUUGCACCAGGAAGUUAACUAGUAUUAGUAUGGGAUGUGAGUGCAACAUUUUUUCAUUGUUUUAGUUUAUGGCUUUGUCCAUUUGUAUCAUCAUUUGUAAAUGAUGAUAGUUAUAGUGCAGCAGAGAUGUUUUUAAUAAUUCAUAUAAUAAUUGAUAUUAUCAUUAAUUUGAAUAGACCUAUAAUGAUCUAAGGUGAAAUAAUUUUUGAUAAAUUGGAAAUUAUAUAACAUUAUUUUAAAGGGUAAUUACUGGAAGAUCUAAUAAGUUUGACUAUGUGGUUUUUAAUGUAUUUUGAUUUUAAUUAAAUACCUGUGACAAAUGAAAUCAUAGCAGUAAUUCUUUUAACAAUAACUAUUUUGAAAGUAAAACGAAAUUACGAAAAUUUUAUAGAAUCUUUGUAUUUAUAAGGAGCUGUAAAUUAAUUAGUAGAUCUAAUUACAUUAAUAGUAAUGAUAUACUUCUUUGCACAUUUAAUGGCAUGUGUAUUUCAUCAUGUCGGUGAUAUAACAUCAGAUUCUGAGAAUUGUUGGUUGAUACAUUAUAAUCUAUUACAAAAACCAAUAUCAGUUAAAUAUAAUCAUUCAUUUUAUUGGGCUACUAUGACUAUGGUAACUGUAGGAUAUGGAGAUAUUACUCCAUAAAAUGAAGCAGAAUUGGUGACAGUUAAUUUAUUAAUGCUUUUAUCUAGUUGCAUGUUUGGUUAUUCAAUGAGUUCUAUUGGAAUGAUUCUAAAGAGUAUUCAAGAUGCCAAAUAUAAAUGUAAAAGAUCACUUAUCUUAAUGAAUUCUUACAUGAGAUAGAGUCAGGUUGAUUAACAGAUUUAAAGUAGAGUAAGAGAUUUUAUCAAAUAUUAAGUGGAAAUGGAAUCAAAAGAAAAUAAUGAAGAUGUCAAUUAAAUUAUUAAUGAUUUACCUAAUUAGUUAAAAUAAGAAUUAUAAACUAAUGUUUAAAUGAACAUUAUGUAGAAAAUCAAAAUAAUUACAACACAAUUUACUAAAUAAACUUAAUCAGAAGUAUCUUAAAAUCUUCUACAAUUAAAAUUUACUCCUGGAGAUUAUAUUUAUCAUUAAGAAUAAAUGGACAAUAAUUUGUAAUUAUAUUUAUUUAUAAUUUUAGAUAUUAUAUUAAGGAUGGAUAAAUUUAAAUUAUAGAAGAAAGAAGUGGAAAAGUAUUAUAAAUAAUUAAAUCUACUAGUACUUUUGGAGAAUAUUAAUUUUUUACAGGUCUUCCUACUAAGACUUGUGCUUAAAGUAUAGGAUUCUCUGAAGUUUAUUAAAUUAAAAGAGACAUUUUUCUUAAAAUUAUAAAAUCUUGUAAUAAAGAUUUUGAAAGAUUUCAUAAUAUUAAAGAUAAUUUGAUACUUAAUUCAAAUUAUUUUGUAAUUUUUUAAAAUUGUAAUUUUUGUAAGAUGUUUACUCAUUCAAAUAUUGAUUGUCCAUUACUUAACUAUAAGCCAGAUGCUUAAAUUUUAUCUCUUAAAGAAUAAAGAAAAUAUCCAUUCCACUAAAGAUAAAAAUUUACAAGAACUGGUAACAAGAUAAAAUCAUAAUAUAUUUAACAAUAAAUAACAAAAGCAGUUGAAGACUUCUUAGAGAAAUAGAGUUCCUUUCAUGAAGUAAUUAGAGAAAUUUAAAAGCAUUCUGAAGAAAGCCCUAAUACAUAAUAAUAGGCAAUCUAAAUUGAGAUAAAAAACACUGAAGAUUAACCUAUUGAAAAUUCAGGAUCUCAUAUACAACCAUCUACCACAGCCUCUAUUAAUAAUGGACCUCCAUCAUAAGCUCUGACCAGAGCAAAGUCUAGUAGAUAUGUUUUCAAUCCAUAAUCUAAAGGGUCACAUCCUAAAAAUUAUUUUGUUAUGGAAAAUAAUAAAGAAAUCACAGAAGAACUAAUAUUAAAAGAAAACUCAUUUAUUUACUAUCUUUAUUUUAUUUACUAGUUUCACUCCAAUGAAAUUGAUCUAAUGAAAGAAUAUCAAACUUAUAUGCCCUAAAAUAAUUGUACCAAUUCUAUCAAAUAAAGAGAAAAAUUUAUUGAAAAAAAAUUAGCUGCCAGAUAAGCAAUUGAUAUAUAAGGGUUAUCCAAAACUUACAUUUAUGAAAGACAUAGAGAUUAGCUCUCAUCUUAAAUAUUUUAACCUCACUGUUGA
Messenger RNA from Paramecium sonneborni, 2669 nucleotides. The record is from the annotation of a GenBank genome assembly. Lineage: Eukaryota; Ciliophora; Oligohymenophorea; Peniculida; Parameciidae.